GGUAAAACUAACCCUCGAGCCAAGUCCGAGCUACCGGCUUCUUUACCUGCUUUCGAGUGGCAAGUUACUGGCGAUUCUGGUUUAGGUGGCCUUAUGACUCAAGAAAAUAAUGUCAUAUCACCCCCAGAUGAUGCCAUAUUUGGGACCACAAAUGAGCGUAAAAUUCCUGUUAAGAGAGCUCCAAUAGUAAACAAUGGUCGAACUUCAAAUGUUGAAUCUAGUCGAAUACGUUUGAUGCAAAUAAUUGAGAAUGUAGAUGCUCGAAAUAACUUUCAGGAAUAUUUAAAAUCUCAAUAUUGUGAAGAAAAUUUGGACUUUUACAUGGAUGUUGUACAAUAUCGUGAACUUUUCUCAUCUGAGAUUGACAUAAAUAAUGAUAGAGAAAUAAGUUCAACUGCAAAAUACAUAUGGAAUUAUUAUUUAGAUUCUGACACAUCGUCAAAACCUUUAAAUGUUCCACAGGAUCUCGCAAAUCAAU
Racocetra persica is the source of this 478-nucleotide messenger RNA. The record is from the annotation of a GenBank genome assembly. NCBI's taxonomy places the organism in Eukaryota, Fungi, Glomeromycota, Glomeromycetes, Diversisporales, Gigasporaceae.